AUGGACGCGGGCGUGCUCCCGCCGGAUGUCGUCCUCACGUUCGGCUGCGCGACGGACGAGCCGGCGACGCGCUUGCUUCGGGUGGACGCCCGCGGCGACCGGCUGGUGGAGGUGGACGCUCGGGGCCGCACGGUGCGGACGGUGGACGUCGCCGACGUCGUGAGCUUCGAGGCGCGCGCUAAGGACGACGACGAGGAUCGGUGGGACUUCGUGGACGAGUACGCCAGGUGGCUGGACGAGGACGACGUGCGCGAGUGGCGGAACACGGUCCUCGUCAACGUCGCCUCGGCAUCGGGUCGGCAUCGGAAGCGUGACGACGACGACGAGAACGACGACGGGGGGGAACGGGGGGAAGGGACCGCCGUCGUCACCGUGGAAUAUCGCAUGCGCUGCGAGAACGACUCGCGCGCGCUCGGACACGCGAUGCGACGGCUCUCCCGCGGCGCGUGGAACCCCGCCCUCGACGACGACCGCCUCCCCGAGUCCCUCGCGUCCCUCGACGCGCGAAUCUUAACCUCCGGCGUCCUCCUGCUCAGAAACAGCCCCCGCGAGCGCCCCGGAGCCCCCGAGCGCGCCGUCCGAUGCGGCGGCGGGUGGUCCAAGCGUCUCGCGGUCAUCACCGCGGGCGGACGCCUGUUCCUCAUGGAGGAGUGCGACGUCGGGGACGCAUCCGCGACGACGGUGUACGGCGCCGACGUCCGAGUCACGCACGCCGUCUCCCUCGACGAAACCGCCAUCGCCACCGUUCGAAGGGGCGCAGCGCCGGGCGAGUUCGACGUCGUCACGGGGGACGGACGCGUGAGGCUGGCGCUCGCGGCGCUGGACUCGGACCCGCGAGGCGCGGAGGGUUGGAUCGACGCGUUGAGGGAGGGCGGGAACGUUCGCGGUAAUCUUCGCGGGAAUACUCCCGGGAAUACUCGAGGGAAGGCGGGCGAGGACGGACGGACUCCGGCGUUUGGGGACGAGAACGAGCACGCGGGGACGAGCGCGCCGGGAGGACGAGCGCGGCGAUGGGCGGGACUCGACGCGGAGACGCGCGCGGCGCUCGCGGACGCGACGAGGACGGCGAUUGCGCUGAACCGCGCGCCUCAGACUCGAGGAGGACGUCCCGAGUCGAACGGGGUUCGGCAUCCUGGGGCGGGCGGCUCCGGCGUCGACGGGGACGUGUUGGUGCUCGACCGGUACUGGCGCUCGGUGGAGCUCGGCCUGACCGCGCACUUCCUGUUCAGCUUCACCGUCGACGCCGUGCGGGGCCCGGCGGGAAGGGAGACGAGAUCUGCGGUGACGCUGAGGGUGGACGUGGAAGGGAACGCGAUUGAGGGCUACGCGGCGCGGCGGUGUCGGAGCACCGGCGAACUUCGGCAGACGCUGGUUCGCGUCCUGGACGCGACGGACGUGGAGACGAAGCCGCCGGAGGGACCGCGCGGCGUCGUCGUUCGACUCGUGUCCCGGGGCUUUCGCUCGACGCCCGCCGGGACGGAGCUCGGGAGGUUCGAGUUUCAAUCCGCCGCAGACGCCGGCGUGUUUGAAUCGCUCCUUCGCGACGUUCGAUCCGGGGCGUAUCAGUCGGCGGAACGGUACCAGGCGCGAACCGUGCUCAAACGCGGCUCGGAAGACGCGGGGGUGUCGUCGUCGGGAGACGGUGAACGACGACGAGGACGGCGGCACCCGCGUCGUCGUCCGAGGUACCUGGUCCUCGUUCCCGGGAAGUUGCUCGUGAUGGCGUCGAGCUCGGACCCGGUGCCGGUCGCGGCGGUGAGCCUCGCGGACCCGUCGGACGCUCGAGCCUCCGCGUCGUCGUCGUCUUCCGGGAGCGAAUCCCCCGCGACGCUCGAGGUUUCCGUGGGAUCCAGGCGGUUCUUGUUCGGCAUGUCGUCGCUCGCAGCGGCUGAGGAGUGGCGGCUCGCGAUUGAAGAGGCGACGAGGACGGGGCCCGACCCGACGGCGCCGCCGUCGCCGGCUCGGGAGGCGGCGGCGGCCGAUUCGCAUCCACGGGCUGCCGAUUCGCAUCCGCCGGUUCCUUCGCCGUCGAAGGGAAGGGAGGAGGAAGCAGAGGAGGCCCGGUUGCGAGCCGAGGCCGAGGCCAGGGAGGCGCGCGCGAGGGCCAAGGCUGCGGAGGAGGAAGCCUACGCGAAGGCCAGAGAAGAGGCGAAAAAGGCUGAAGCCGCCCUGCGGGAGAAGGUCGAGGCUGAGGCCAGAGAGGCCGAGGUUCGCGCCAAGGCUGAGGCCAAGGCUCGCGCUAAGGCUGAGGCCAAGGCUCGCGCUAAGGCUGAGGCCAGGGAGGCCGAAGCUCGCACUAAGGCUGAAGCUGAGGCUCGAGCUAAGGCUGAGGCCGAGGCUCGCGUCAAAGCCGAGGCCGAGGCUCGCGUCAAAGCCGAAGCCGAGGCUCGCAUCAAAGCCGAGGCUGAGGCUCGAGCUAAGGCUGAGGCCGACGCCGCCGAGGCUUUCGCCAAGGCGGAGAGGAGAGCCGCGAUUCGCCUCGAGGAGGAGAAGCGAGCCGAGGAAAUCCAACGCGAUCUCGACGCCGCCGAGGCUCGAAUCAUGGCCGAGGAACGCGUCAUGUUCCGGCAGAGGGAGCUCGCCGAGCGCGCCGCGGAGAUUGAGCGCGCCGAGCUCGGCGCCAUCGCGAAAGCCGACGAGCGUUACCGCGCCAUCAUCCGGUCCGAGCUGAGGGCCAACGCGAGGGCCAAGGCUGACCGGGAGAGGCGCGCGAGGGACGUCGCGAGGGGCGUGGACGCGCGGGAACGCGAGCGAGUCCGGAUGGAAAUCGCCGAGAGCGUCAACCGCGCCAAGCUGGAGGACGCCGAACGGGCCAAAGCCGAGGAAUCCGAGAGGCUCAGGGCCAGGAUCGAGGAGGAAGAAGUCGAGUACGCCGGAAAGGUCGAGGCUGAGCGACGAGAGACGGACCGGCGGAUGAACGCGAAGAACGCCGAGACGGUGGGCGCCGAGACCGAUGGCAUCGCCGGGAUCAAGGCCGAGGCUGUCGCCGCGGCUGCGAACGCGGCCAAGACGGAGGCUGAGGCGCGAGCCGAACGCGCGGCGGCGACGCGCAGGGCGGAAGCCGCGGAGGAGGCCAGGGCGGUGGCCGAGGCUGCGGCUCGUGAGGCGACGCGCCUGCGGGACGAGGCCGAGGCGCGCGCCCGCGCCGAGGCCGACGCCAGAGCGCGCAUGGAGCAGGAGUGGCGCCGCGAGAUGGAGGAGACCCGGCGUAGGCUUCGCGAGGAGGUGGAGGCGGAUGUCCUCGCGAGGAUCCAGGCGGAUGGUGCGAGGGUCAAGGAGGGUCAAGGAGGGUCAAGGAGGGUCGACGACGCCAGGGUGCACGAGCGCGUGAUCGAGGUCGUCAGGGCGGAGACCGAGGCUAGGACGCGCGCGGAGUACGCCGCGAAGGAGGCGGCGCGGCUCAGGGAGGAGGCGGAGGCGCGCGCCCGGGCGGAGGCUAUCGCUCGAGCCGCCGCCGAGGAGGAGGUGAGGAGCAUGCGAAUGGCGUCGUCGGCGGCGACGACCCCGGCGGCGACCCCCCGCGCCUCCUCGCUGACCGCGUCGGAGGAGCACAUCCGCCGUAAGAUACGCGAGGAGGUGGAGGCCGACGUGGUGGCCAGGCUUCGCGUCGGGGUGGAAUCAUCGUCGAUGGCGGCGGCGGCGCCGGAGAGAGCCGCGCGGGACACGCUCGAGGCGCGAAUCAAGGGGAAGGUUCAGAAGAUGCUGCUCCACGUCGAGGACGACGAGGACGACGAGGACGACAUCGACACCGACACUAAGAGGAGAAGGGACGAGGCCGCCGCCGCUGAGCUCGCCGCCGCCGUCAUGGCGUCCAUGGCGCCCGGGGGAGCCGGCGGUAGCGAGCGGUCGGCGGCUUCUCCGGAUCCGAGCCCGCUUCGAGAGUUUGAUCCGACGGAGCGGGUCCAACGGUGGAUCGAGAGCUCCGCCGCUCCGUCCCCGCCGGGGAGCACCGCACCCCGGGUGGUAUCGCCGCCGAUGAGCCCGCCGCCGCGGAUGCCGCGAGCGACGUCGGCCGGGCCCGUCGAGCCGCCCGCCCGGCCCGGCUCGCCUUCCUCCUCAUCGUCGUCGUCCUCCUCAUCGUCGUCGUCCUCCUCCUCAUCCGGCGACGACGACGGCACCCCCGACGACGGCACCCCCGACGACGGCACCCCCGACGACGGCACCCCCGACGGCACCCCCGCCCCGCCCCUCCCGCCGGACCCCCCGCCCCCGACGCCGGACCUCGGGUUCCUGGUCGCGUCGACGCUCUCCCGCGCGGGGGGCGGCGUUAAGGGUGCGCCGCGUCUUUCCGGGGCGGGAUCUCCCGGACCGCCCCCCGCCGCCCCCGCGACGCCCGAUCUCGGGCACCUCGUCGCCGAGGGACUGGAGAGGGGCGGCUCGGGGGUCGGUCGGGUGCCGAUCGAGUUCGAUGAGGAGGACGAGUCGGCGGCGGCGGCGGCGGCGGCGCUGGCGGCGAGGUUCGAGGAGGCUGCGGCGGAGGCGGCGGGUUCGGCGUCGGCGGCGGCGUCGUCGGCGGCGGCUCCCGCGCUCUCAGCCGGCGUGGACUGGCAGAAGGCGAGGCAGCUGAAGAGAACGUCUCUGCUGUCACGGGUGCACAGGGUGCCGCCGAAGGUUGAGGCACCCGCGCGCGCCGUCGCGCCCACCCCCGAGCCCGAGCCCGCGCCCGAGCCCGAAAUCACCCCGGCUGAGGAUCCUCCCAGCCCUCCAAAGCCGCCGCCGGCGACUGCGGCGAAGAAGAAGGAGACAGCCGCGCCACCGAAGAAGAAGGGGAUGCUCAAGUCCAUAUACAAGGCCAUGAUCCGAUCGGCGUUCAACAAGGACAAGGAGGCCAAGCCGAAGAAGAGACCGAACAUGUUCACCUCACCGAAGAAACCACCGCAAUGA
Micromonas commoda is the source of this 4884-nucleotide messenger RNA. RefSeq lists its product with no specific name. Lineage: Eukaryota; Viridiplantae; Chlorophyta; Mamiellophyceae; Mamiellales; Mamiellaceae. The transcript has a single exon. Bases 1 to 4884 code for a protein of 1627 amino acids. The record is from RefSeq and is a predicted model, not a curated record.